Eriocheir sinensis (Chinese mitten crab) is the source of this 4245-nucleotide messenger RNA. Its product is annotated as nephrin-like. NCBI's taxonomy places the organism in Eukaryota, Metazoa, Arthropoda, Malacostraca, Decapoda, Varunidae. The record is from RefSeq and is a predicted model, not a curated record. The coding region runs from base 876 to 3791 and encodes 971 amino acids. The transcript is spliced from 13 exons.
GCAUGGCUUCAGGCGAAGGUCUGACUCACAGUACUUUUACCCACCCAGCGAGCAACGAGGCAAUAUAACUCAACAUUUCUGAGGGCAGUAACACGAGGCUUUACUGAUGAUAUUCUCCAAGUAUAUAGAUUGCUGAAAAGCAGCCUGAUUAAUUUUCUUUUCGUAGGAACAAGCUGAUUACAAAUAGUGUCACGUAUUGUUCAGCGAGCCUCUUCUGGCACCCUAGGGCGCAGGGAGAGGAGACCGGGAGAAGCUGAAACCGGCUCACUGGAUAAACUAGAAAGGCCAGUGUGACUCAGUCCGUCUGUGGUAGAGGGUGUUGUGGUGCUCGCUCCCUCCCUCGAUACACGUGUGGCCUCCCCGCAGCCCGAUGACCGACUUUUUUUUUGUAUAUCUUUGGAAGCCUUCUUGGCUUUACCCGCUGAAGUGUACUAACACUGUGAUGCUGUAAUUUGAGUUACUUGGAGAUGUUUACUCGAAUGUAAAUCGUAUGCAACGAUGUCUCGUGCCCAAAACGAAGAGGCGGUGUGGUGUGUCAGUCUGCGUCUCGCUGCUCCCUCGGCGGCGCGGCCCAGCGUGGCAGCGUAGCCAACACUUGCCACACCGGGCGACAGGCACGUGUAUGGUGCUGGGAGUACCGAGGGACCUCGGUUGUGGAGGACGUAAAGGACAGUCCCGUCAUGGAGCUUAGAGGGGCCAUGCUGCUGCUGCUGCUGAUGGAGUCGGUGUGGCUGGUGACAGGGUCGGCCCAGCAAGCAGCUACUUGCUAGUUUUUGACUGGUAUUCAAUGUUACUCUUUCAAGCCAAUCACCUUAAAGCUUUCAUGAAGGGGUGACCGCAUCUCUCCCUCAGCAGGGGCACGGGCGGUUUGGGCGAUGAGCGGGCAGAAAGCCGAGCUGCCCUGUGCCCCCGACCCCCGGGAGGCCAACGACCGGGCUGUGCUGGUGCUGUGGUAUCGAUCAAGCGACACCCGCCAGCCCGUGUACAGUUACGACGCUCGUUCGGGAGACUUCCAAUUCGGCAACGGCUGGGCCGACCCAGACGUGCUGGGCUCACGAGCGUCUUUUAACACAGUCUCCGACCCGCCCAUGUUGGUGCUGGGGCAGGUCCUUCCCACCGACCAGGGGGUGUACACCUGCAGGAUCGACUAUUAUCUGUCACCCUCCACCACCGCUCUUGUUAACCUCACCGUCGCCAUUCCCCCUGGGUCACCACUGGUGGUGUGGCGGGGGGCUGGCGUGGCAGGCAUACUGGGCCCCCUGGACGAAGGUGCCCACGUGGAGCUGUUGUGCCGCAGCGUAGGAGGUCGGCCGCAGCCGCAGGUGACGUGGUGGUGGCGGGGCGCAAAGAUGCCCAGCCAGCACACAGCCUCACUCCACUCCGGCGAAGGUACAGUAGAGUCCAGCUUAGUGGUGAAGGCUUCACGGAGUCUGCACGGGGCCACCCUCACCUGCCAGGCUCAGACACCCGCACCGAGUCCCGCCGCGACCGCCGCCCUGCCGCAACCCCUCUCCACCUUCGUCACUCUCAACGUGACGCUGCCCCCCUUGAGUGUGGAAAUCCAGGAGGCAGAAGGGCCUGUGACGGCUGGGGCUAUUGUGACGCUCGAGUGUCGCUCGUUUGGGUCUCGGCCUCCCGCAGACAUCACGUGGAGGCUAGGACACAACCGCCUCCCCCACGUCUCUCAUCGGAUUGACGGCGGAGGGAACAUUACCACGACAACGCUGAGGCUGACGGUGCGGAGGGAACACAACGGAGAAACACUGGCCUGCACCGCUGCCAACCCGCUGCUGCCCCACGCUUCGCUCACCGCCACACGCAAGCUCGAAGUGUUCUAUGCACCGGACGUGCAGCUGAAGCUCGGGCGACACGUGGACGGCAGCCGGCUCCAAGAGGGCAACGACGUAUUCUUCGAGUGCCGCGUGAGAGCCAACCCGCCUGCCCUGCGCAUGCUCUGGUACCAUAACGGAGCAGAGCUGGUCCAUGACGUGGCUGCGGGAGUGGUGGUGAGCGGCCAGAGCCUGGCCGUGCGUCACCUUCGGAGAGAACACUCAGGCCACUACACCUGCGCGGCCACCAACCAGGAGGGACACAACACCAGCAACGCCGUGCAGUUGACCGUGAAGCACUCCCCUGUGUGCGCUAGAGGCGAUGUGCAACGCACGCUAGGUGUGGCUCGCGGCACGCCCGUCAUAGUCACGUGCAGGGUGGAAGCCGAGCCCGCCCGACACCUGUCCUGGACUUGGGUGAGAAUAUUGGAGGAUGGGGAGGAACAACCUGUCCAUGCAAAGGAUAUUAAAAGUGCCGGGUUGACCUCAAGUGUUGAAGUUACGCCACUGACGGAAAGGGACUACGGAGAGCUACUAUGCAGGGCGAAAAACACGGUGGGGAGGCAGAAAGAGCCGUGCAUAGUGAGCUUGGUGCCUGCAGGGCCCCCAGACCCCCCCCACAACUGCACCACCGCCUUGCCCGAGCCCCUACACAGCCCCUCCAAGCAGUCACUGGUCGUCACCUGUUUCGAGGGGUUCGAUGGCGGUCUCCCGCAGGAGUUUAUGCUAGAGGCCUGGCAAAACAGCCACAUCGUGGCGAAUUUCAGCAGUGAUUUUCCGGAGUGGGCAGUGAGUGGUCUGAAGAGUGCACUGGAUACGACACUUCUCAUUGUUGCCGUCAACGCCCGUGGACGAAGCGAGACUUUGAGGCUUGAAGUACCAACCGCUCUCGCUCAACAGCAAGCAGCCCCAGAGACAGAGUCCCUGAGCGUGCCUGCCCUGCUGGGGGUGGCCGUGGGAGUUGUAAUAGUGUUGGUGUUGUCGCUGGUGGUGAGUGUGGUCAUCGCGCGCCGCAAAUGCUCAUGUGAUUCCAAGGAUGAGUCUAACGGUCCCACCCUGGAAGAAACGCCGGCGGGGAGUGUAUGGGAGUGUUACGAGCCUGACCCACAACCCCAAGCGAGGCACCAACACACUCUAGAGACAGACGCACACGCCAAUAUGUACACGACCCUGCUUAACACACACCCUGACUCCCCGCGGACACAUAAGAACGGCCGUAUGCUGAGUUACUCUCCAAAGCAAGACAUAAACGAAGUAUCUUGCCAGAUUAGCGACUCGUGCAGCAGUAACUCCAGUUGUGGGUCAAAGGCUGAUUCUGUAGUGGAAGUGUGCCACUUUUCUCCACAGUGCUGGCACGAACAAGUUGGCAAAACCCGCCUGAAUCAAGGUUCAAGCCUCACUUCGUUACCUAGCAAUGGCUCCCCCAACCUAGACCCCCUCAAGGGUCCUUACAGGUCAAGAAACGGGCUCGUUUCCUCCAAUGCACCCCGUCACAUCACAAGUCACCCUCAUAGCUCCAUUGAGGGAGGCUUUUAUCCAAUGAUAGUUCGCGGUAAUGAGUGUGACUGUUAUAUUCCACAGCGCCAGAAUCGCAGAAAGUUCGUGCAUUUCCAGGAUGGUAAAAAACAGGUUCUCCAGCAACACAUAUAUCCUCCCAAGGAGACGUAUGUUGUGGCAGCUCCAGUUGCCAUGCACGAUCUUCAGGCAAGUCCUAUAAACAAGGGCAAAACUAGGUCCAGGUACAAUUUCCAUCCACCGAGGAAGCCUCCACGAACAUUCAGCCAAACUUCCCUCACCAAGAGCCCAGCUACAGGCGACUCAUUCACUUCCUUAUGCUCCUCUGUCAGUCAGCCUUACUCGCAUACGACCAGGGGCGCUGUAGAAUGGGACUGUCCACAAGCUCCACUGGCGGAGGACGAAGUGAAAGACGCUUAUGCUUUGCUUCAACCCAGUGGGGGUUAAGGCAAGGUCAUUUAGAUGCCCUUGGUCAAGGAACAGUAGCAGCAACCUAAGAUGCAUAGCAGUGGAACAAUAGAACCAUCUUCAGAUACAUGGGUUCAUUGAUGUGCUAUGCAGCGUGUUCCAUUGAAUCAGGUGCUGUCAUUGGUUUUGAAUAGCACAAAAACUGCCUUAGACUUCCAGCAACAUAAUUGAAGGCAAUAUUGGAUAUAGAGAUGAAAGGUGUAUUAAGUUUCUACAGCUAUUAGAUGUUUACAACUCAGUAUUUUUUUCCCUCUCGAAGAUACUAAUUCAUUAUACACUGUACCUUAAUACCCCACAAAUAUUUGCUAUAAAGUUCACUAUAACUAAUAUUCAUUUCCUUGGAAAAAAAUAAUCCGGGGUCUUUAUUACCUUAAACUAUCAACAACAGGUUCUUUUCGGAUGUACAUAAAAAAACAUAAAAAGAAUAUAAUUA